UCGUUCAGAAAAUAACAAUCUCAUUCGAGGGAUUUUACUGCCAAUACAUUUUGUAAAAGGGACAUUCUCUGUAGUCUUCUCCGAUGUUUGAUAUCGAGAUACGUUUAGAGGAUACGUACAGAGGAAAGCUACGCCUAAUCAGCUGAUCAGGCAUAGCGCGGUCUCGUGUCAUCGAGAGGUCAUUGGAUGAGAAGGUAUAUUACAUAAAUAUACGCUGACUCGCAAGCUAACGUUAUAUGCGACCGACACCUGUGAAAUCCAGUGUUAUUCGGAGAGUCACGAAUACAUCAGACAUGUCUGUAUACAUCUAGAUAGAUGCGACGUAAUUGCUAUUAUGGAAAGUGAAAGUAUCAUCAAAAGUCAAGCCGGUGAGGCGGAUGCAAUUUUAAAUGACGAUCUGGAGUUUUGGAUGACACGACUUCCGGCGCCCUUGAAGGAUAUAUCUAUAAUACAUCUGGCGAUACCCGGUUCUCAUAAUACCAUGACUUAUACGAUUCAGAAGCAUAACGAUGUGGGACCGGACGAACCGGCCUUCAUCCGUACGCUCGGCCGUUACUGCUCCUUCAUUGCUAAGCCCAUUAUUCUAAAUUGGUCUAUUACACAAUGCGAUGAUAUCAAGCAACAGCUCAAUGGCGGAAUCCGAUAUCUGGAUUUGCGCGUUGCCACGAAAUCAAGAGACAAAGCCGUGUACUUUCUUCAUGGUUUGUACGGCUCGGAGAUUAGUAAGCCGCUUCUGGAUAUUGCCGAUUGGCUUACCUCACACGCAAACGAGAUAAUCAUUCUUGACUUCCAACACUUCUACGCCUUUACGGACAACGAUCAUUAUCGUUUCAUAGAGAAGAUACAGCGGAUCUUUUCCGGGAAAAUGUGCCCGGUCUCCGCCAAAUUCGAUCAUUUGACGCUGCAAUGGCUCGUCGCGAAACGAUAUCAAAUGUUUGUGAUUUACAGGAACGUUUACGCACAGAAUUACUCGAAUCUAUGGCCGUCCGCUCUCUGGCGCACUGUAUGGCCCAACACUGUCAGCGUGAACGAACUGAUCAAUUUCUUGAACCGCGAAUUGCAGAGAAGACCCUUUGACAUCGCAUUCGUAUCGCAAUGCCUGUUGACACCGAAUACGCCCUACGUAAUGAAACAUCCGUGCGCUACCUUGAAAAAGAAUCUGAUGCCGCUCUGUCAAAAGCAGAUUCUAUAUUGGAUAGGUGAGAAAGAACCUGGCCGCGGUAGACUGAAUAUAGUUAUAGCAGACUUCGUGUCAAACGGCAACUUUUUGUUUUCCAAAACUGUUAUUCAGAGUAAUAUGAAACUCUUGCGCAAGUCUACAGAAAUUUCCUGAACUAAUCUCGCGUCUAAAGGUACAAAAUAUACAAUACGGUAGUCUUUAGAUAUUAAUGCGUUUGGUCUCAUAUAUAUAAAUAUA
Camponotus floridanus (Florida carpenter ant) is the source of this 1417-nucleotide messenger RNA. Its product is annotated as PI-PLC X domain-containing protein 3. The record is from RefSeq and is a predicted model, not a curated record. Gene Ontology annotation, molecular function: phosphoric diester hydrolase activity. NCBI's taxonomy places the organism in Eukaryota, Metazoa, Arthropoda, Insecta, Hymenoptera, Formicidae. Gene Ontology annotation, biological process: lipid metabolic process. The transcript has 2 exons. The coding region runs from base 335 to 1333 and encodes 332 amino acids.